This is a messenger RNA of Microthlaspi erraticum, 1548 nucleotides long. The record is from the annotation of a GenBank genome assembly. NCBI's taxonomy places the organism in Eukaryota, Viridiplantae, Streptophyta, Magnoliopsida, Brassicales, Brassicaceae.
AUGGAAGCCGAGGAUGUGCUUGACCUACCAGCUUCAAGCAAUUCUGGUUUGGAAGUACAGAAAGAAGGCCUUGAAUCUGGGAAAGGGUCACCUGAGGCUAAUCAUUUAGCUGGUAAUGAGGAGAACAUGAUAAGAAAUUUAGAUAUGGAGAAAGAUUUGGAUCUAGGGGAUAUAGUCACGGAGCAGGUUAGUGACGUUAUCAGUGCGAGUGUUGAAAGUGUGGCGGUAGAUGAGAAAGUGUGUAUCCAAAAGGAGACGCUGAUUCACAGCACUACUUUGGAUGUUAGCUCUAAAUCUGGUGUGAAAAGACCCCGGACCAUGUCUGACGAACAGCAGCCUACAGUACAUGUUACUUAUAAGCACUUAACAAGAGCAAGUAAGAAGAAGCUGGAAAGUUUGUUACAGCAAUGGUCAGAAUGGGAGGCGGAAUGUACUUCACUGGCUCAGGAUCAAGAACAACCUUUAGAAUCUGGUGAGGAGACUUAUUUUCCAGCCUUACGUGUUGGAUUGCAGAAGACUUCGUCUGUGUCAUUCUGGAUCGACAACCAAACUGGUCCUAAGCCGUUGGAAGAGUUUGUUCUAGUGGAAAGUAGCACCACUCCUCUUUAUGACCGUAAAUUCUCAAUCGGUUUGAAUUCAGCAGAUGGAUCAAACAACUUGGAAGGAGGGUUAGAGAUUGUUGAUGAUCCUCCACGAUGCUUCAACUGUGGCGGUUAUAGUCAUUCAUUGAGAGAAUGUCCAAAGCCUUUUGAUCGAUCAGCGGUUAAUAGUGCUCGGAAACUUCAGAAAUCCAAACGAAAUCAGAAUAGUGGACCUCGUCUUCCAUCACGAUACUAUCAAACACCUCAAACCGGAAAGUAUGAUGGCUUGAAACCCGGUACACUUGAUGCAGAGACACGCCAGCUUCUGAAUCUUGGGGAACUAGACCCUCCUCCAUGGCUUAACAGAAUGCGAGAGAUCGGAUAUCCUCCUGGAUACUUAGCUCGAGAAGAUGAUCAUUUGUCUGGAAUCACUAUAUUUGGAGAAGAGAAGGAGGAGACUCUGGAGGAGAUGGAGAGUGAGGACGGAGAAAUCUUGGAGAAGGCAAGCCCUCCAGAGCCACAAAUGAAGAUGACGGUCGAGUUCCCGGGAGUAAACGCUCCGUUACCGGAAAACGCAGAUGAGUGGGUUUGGGAAGCUGAUCCUUCGUAUAGGACCAGCAGAAGCAACAGCCGGUGGCAGCAAAGAAAUAGCAGAGGACAUGAUUACAGAGACGAUGGUCCGCUUGGUGUUGAAUCGUCUAGUUAUCCUCCAAGGUAUGGCAGUAGAAAUGAUUAUAGAUCAAGAUCAAGAAGUCCAGGCAUGGAAAGAUCGCUAGCAGAGAGAAGUAAGAGGGAUUAUACUUCUUAUGAUCCUGAUUUUAGGGACAGAGACAGAAACAGAGAUAGGAACAGAGACUGGGAUAGGGAUAGGGACAGAGACAGAGGUAGGGACCGAGACUGGGACCGGGACAGGGACUUGGACAGGGAUGAUCGUGACUGGUCUUAUAGAUUAAGCAGCAGAAGAUGA